This is a messenger RNA of Boleophthalmus pectinirostris (great blue-spotted mudskipper), 3014 nucleotides long. Its product is annotated as DNA replication fork stabilization factor DONSON. Gene Ontology annotation, cellular component: nucleus. Gene Ontology annotation, biological process: nuclear DNA replication. The coding region runs from base 132 to 1676 and encodes 514 amino acids. The transcript is spliced from 12 exons. The record is from RefSeq and is a predicted model, not a curated record. NCBI's taxonomy places the organism in Eukaryota, Metazoa, Chordata, Actinopteri, Gobiiformes, Gobiidae.
GCUGUUCCACUCGCAGAACCGCUCAGGAGGAGGCGGCGGCGGCGGGGUAAAGCGCAGAAACCCCUUCGCACACAUUGAAAACACGUACAGCCCGAGUAAAAAGUUGAUCAUUUAUAACGAGGAAGAGGGAAAUGUGGAGGCAAAGGGGAAAAAAGAACCGGGACAGCUGUCAACAAAGAAGACCGAAGCUGCUUCCCUUUGCUGCGAGACUUCUGGAGGCGGAAAACAAAGAAAGACAACCGCUUUCCAGCAAGAAAUCCCUCGACUUUUCUGGAGAUGACUCCCUGUUUGAUGAAGACGAGGAAGAUCUUAAAAGUCCACUCCUGAAGAGUCCUCCUGCCAUCGCCCCGGCCUCCAUAGCGCCCCCUGUGUGCACGGAGUAUCCUGCAGACUGGAGCCUGAAGACCAGAGUCCUGUUCACGUCUCCUCUGUCUCUGAACUGGGCCGAAAAACCCAAAGCUCAAGAAGAAGCAGCAGGACUGAGCCAACACUGCAGAGCUCAGUACAACACUCUGCCACACAGUAUACAGGACGCCAAGUCGUGCUCGGAGCUGCGCAGCUCAUUCCAACAGAGCCUCGUUUACUGGCAGCACCCGUCCCUGCCCUGGCUCUCGCUCUUCCCCCGGAUCAACGCCGAGAGGAGCUUCACCGGCAAGAGCGCCCCCUGGUCUCAAGACGGCGCACUGCAGCAGAGCCUCAUGAGCGAAUGGUCUGUGAGCCUGUCGUCCCUGUACAGUUUACUCAAAGCCAAACUCUGCCCGUAUUUCUACCUCUGCUCCUAUCAGUUCACAGUUCUGUUCAAAGCGGCCGGCCUCACCGGAUCCAGCAGCAUCACGGCUCUGAUUUCUCCCACGACCAGAGGACUUCGAGAGGCCAUGAAGGCUGAGGGGAUAGAGUUCAGUCUCCCCCUGGUGGAGGAGCUGAGGAAGAGCAGGGACCUGGACAUCGACAAUGAACUGGACUGUGGCAAAGAGAAAGACGACGAUUGUUGUGGAGGUAAAGAGGAGGAUGACGAAGAAGAAGAGAAGGAGCGGACGGAGAGGAAGAGCGAUGAACACGAUGAGGACCUGUCGUGGCUGAAGGAGAUGGGCGUCCAGGACAAGAUCAAGAAACCAGACUCCAUCUCCAUUCAGCUGCGUAAAGACGGCCAGACGGUCUCUCUGGAUCACAAACCCGAGUCCGUGGUCCUGGUGGAGGGUCCCGACACGUUCACGCUCAUCAACUUCCUCAUUAACUGUAAGAGCCUGGUGGCCUCCGCGGGGUCCCAGGCCGGUCUGCCCCCGACGCUGCUCAGCCCCGUGGCCUUCAGAGGAGCCGCUCUGCACACGCUCAAGGCGAGAAGCGUAAACGUGAAGAGCCAGGUGGGGAUGGGCUACCAGAACAUCAGCAGUCUGGAGGUCACAGGUCCGAUCCUGCCCUCCGCUCUUCACUCCAUCACGACUCUGCUCCGUCCGGCUCAAAAGGGAAACUUCUCUGCGUCUCUGUACACACACGCCCCGACCGCCGUCAUGAACGUCAACAAGAACAAGACACAGUCGUCCUCUUCUUCCGUGGACCUUUCCUCUUGUGGUCUCCUCUCAGCUUCAGUCCAACAGCUCCAGACUCCGUCCACUCUGGGCAAAACGGCUCUGAACCACCUCAACAUGAACAACUACAGCUACACGUGGAAGAACUGACACCACGAACGUCGACUUUUUAAUUUUAACACAUUCAAACGCAGCUGAAACCUUUUGAUUUUAUACUUGAAUAUUUUAAACUAGGGCUGCAAGAAAGGCUGCAAUGAUUUCCUUCACAAACCAAAUCUCCAGCAUCUUGUAUUGUUUUGUUUUUUUUUCAUAAAUUCUUCUGAACUUUUAUCGUUAAAACAGAAAUCGCAAAAAAUACUCACAAUCACAAACGCUUCCACAAUCGCGCAGCCCUAUUUUAAAACUGAUUUUAACUCAUUGCACUACAAUAUAUCUACUUGAAAAUCUAAAAAAAAAUAUGUUUAAAGGUGCAUUGCGUAACUUUUCCCGCAAGUUCCGCCGCUUGUUGUGCCUGGAAAGUUCCGCAGUAAGGCUUUAUUCUAGUAUAUCUCUUGCAUUUAUCCCAUUAGUAGUUUAUUUAUUUUUUUGGCCAGAAAUGCCUCGGAACGCACGUCACUCUUACCGUGUGCGUUUAGUCUCCGUGGAGAUCUGAAAGUGUAAUGCUGUGUUAUGAAAAGUUCCGCAGUAUGGCAUUACAUUUGUCUUGCAUUUAUUCCAUUAUAGUUUUAAAUUGCCAAAAAAAAUACGUAGAAAUAAUUAAUUUUUACUGCGUGUGUCUUGGCUCCUUGGAGAUUUGUUUAAGUUUAACGCCGAACUGUGGACCACGGAGACGAGCUUGACGACCGGAAAAGUUACACAGUGCAUCUUUAAGUUUAUUUUAAUUGCCUUUUUUGAUGAAUUUUGUGUUGGUUUAAUUUUCUUUUCUCUAUUGCAUGUAAUCUUAACUUUGAUUUUUAAAUGUUGUCUUUUAUUUUGAUGAGAAAAAUAACUUCUCAAAGCAAAAAAAAAAAAAAAUCCACUUAUUUUUGUUUUUGUUAAGUCUCUUUCAAAUUACUUACCUAGGUUAUAUUUCUCUUAUGUUUUAAUGAAUUUUAAAUGUCACUUUUUACUAAAUUUUUAAAUCUUUGAAGGGUCCGUAUUACGCUAUUUUCUGAUCUAUGUUAGAAUGAUAAAAAACAAACUUGGAGUUGUGUUUUGUUUCAUUCACACAUGUUUAAUAUUCUAACCCACACUUCUCUCAAUCUGAAAACACUCUGUUCCAACUUGUGAUGUCAUGUGGUGAUACAGGAAGUGCUCCACUGUGUUUUUAAACUCAAAUCAUUGGCAAGUCCAGGGAAAUGAAAUGAUCCAAAUCUCUACUGAACAAAAGGGAAAAAAGGAGCAGAUUUACGUGAAAACUAUGACAUCACAAGGUGGAACAGAGCAUUUUGAGCUUUGGAGAUGUAGACAGACUUUUAGUUUAGUGCUUCUCUUUGGGGAGUUGUCUGU